Molecule: messenger RNA, 2005 nt
Organism: Drosophila guanche
Lineage: Eukaryota; Metazoa; Arthropoda; Insecta; Diptera; Drosophilidae
Product: T-box transcription factor TBX6
Exons: 5
Coding region: 478-1881 (467 amino acids)
Biological process (GO): positive regulation of DNA-templated transcription; regulation of transcription by RNA polymerase II; cell fate specification
Cellular component (GO): nucleus
Molecular function (GO): DNA-binding transcription factor activity, RNA polymerase II-specific; RNA polymerase II cis-regulatory region sequence-specific DNA binding
Source: RefSeq, a predicted model, not a curated record
GAGACGAGCGAUCCAAAGACAGACUUCGAGCAGGUAAUGUCGAUCAAUGGUUUGAAACGAAACGAGUCAAGCUCGUUUCCAGCUCGAUCCGCUGGGCAAAUGGAACGCGAACUUGGCGAGCGCAACACACGACCGUCGGCAAAAAUCGAUUCAUUCAUUCAUUCAUAUAUACUCUCGAGUAUAUUCGUAUGUUUUGCACCAUAACUCGUACUCGCAUAACCCACUUGUGGCUGCUUUGACACCAGCGCCAAAUUAAAUUAACACCCACGUGCGCAGCCCAGCGACAGUUAUUGGCGUGAUUUGCAAAAACAUUUCAACGCUAAUCAGAGACGUCUCGUGCAAACCAAAUAAUAAUAAUAACAGUAACCACAAGACUCAGCCCCAAGACUAAAAAUAGACUCUAAUGUGUGUAUAUUUGUGUCAGUGCCAGUGACAAACAGCUGCAGCAAGUGUGAAAUAUAUAUUUGAGGUUCGAACAUGAUCACCAUGAACGAGCUGGUGGAUCUGCGCAUGCAGCAGCACAUUGCGCACGAGAUCUAUCGCCAGCAGAUUAUGCAGCGAAUACCAGAUCCCUUUCCCCCCAUGCUGCCCAUGCACAUGCCGCGUCACGUGAUCAUGCCACCGCGUGUGACGCUGCCCGGCGUGGAAAUGACACUGCAGAAUGACGAUCUGUGGAAGCAAUUCCAUCAAAUUGGCACCGAAAUGAUCAUCACCAAGAGCGGCAGACGCAUGUUCCCCUCGAUGAGAUUGAGCGUCUCGGGCCUGGAGGAUGAGACCAACUAUUGUGUCCUGCUGGAAAUGGUGCCCAUUGGCGAUGCCCGCUACAAGUUCUCCGGCUCGCAGUGGGUGCCUGCAGGAGGAGCCGAGCCGCAGAGUCCUCAGCGCAUGUAUCUGCAUCCGGACAGCCCGGCCACCGGUGCCCACUGGCAGGCCCAACCGAUACUCUUCAACAAGGUGAAGCUGACCAACAAUACGCUGGACAACAGCGGCCAUAUUGUCCUGGCCAGCAUGCACAAGUAUCAGCCGCGUCUGCAUGUCAUACGCACCGCUGAUCUGGCGCAGAUUCCCUGGGCCCCACAGCAGGCCUUUGUCUUUGCCGAGACUGAGUUUGUGGCCGUGACAGCGUAUCAGAAUGAUCGCAUCACAAAGCUGAAGAUAGACAACAAUCCGUUUGCCAAGGGCUUCCGCGAAACGGGACAAUCGCGCUGCAAACGCAAGAUGUCUUCAUCGCCAACUGGCGAAGAUCAAGAUCAGUCGCUGACGCAGUCUCAAGCCCAGUCCCAAUCGCUUGACAUGUCGCCAACAAAAGCCAACGAAGCAGCAACCGCAACAACAGCGGGAAGCAACAACAGCCAUGAACUCCAAUCGGAUGGGCCACAAAUUAAGCGUCUGAGAUCAAAUGGUUCCGCCUGCUCCUUAUCCUCAUCGCUGGAUGGCGGCCCAGAGCCAGUGCCAAUGUCUGUGCCUGGCGCCAGCUCCAUGGGCUUGGGAUCACCGCCCCCUGGCCUGGGGCAGCAUCAUCGCAGCGUCUUCAUGCAACACUUUCAGACCCUGCUGCGACCCUCGCUGGUGGACCUCGCCUGCACAUACUUCGGACGCAGUCCCCACGACUACAAUGCGGGGAUGCCGGUGUAUCCGCCAGCCGCCGCCAUUUUGCAAGCUGCUGCGCUGCCCCCACUUCCUGUGCCGCCACUGCCGCAGGACAUUUCCGGUGGUGAGCCAACAUCGGAUGAGUCUGGAGCGGAUGAGCUGGAGUUGGAUGUGGGAAGCGAGGCGACGCAGCAGCAGCAGCUGCAGCAGCGGCCAGUGGAGCAGCCGCCGGAGCCCUCCAGCAGGAGCAAAGGCUUCAGCAUAUCCGCCAUUUUGGGCGGAGGUAGCUAAAGGAGGAGGAGGAGGAGGAGGUGGAGGAUCUCCCUCACUGUUACUAAUUAUGAUAUUACCUUGGCCUGAUUAGAACCUAAGUUAGCAUAACUUUUAAACAAUUAAAGUGACUUUAAAAACGUAA